UUUCUGUGACUCAGUUUUAAUCACACCUUGUAAAGCCUUUCUCACUCUACACUCAUGUUGUCUUACAAGCUUGAAGGAAGCAGAUCAAGGCCGAAACCCCUUGCCCACCAUCCAAAAAAAGUGAAUUCUUUUUUAGGACAUAAGGAUCCUUGGAUAAAAGAGAAAACAAAUCCAGCAAUGCAAUUUUCAUGUUAUCAGUAAAGUGUUACCUGAACUUUUUGCAGGGUACUAUUUGAACUACUAUCUGUACAAUUUAAAAUUUAACUACAAAGCCUGAAAAAAUGAAGCCUAAAAUGAAGUAUUCAACCACCAAAAUUUCUCCAGCAAAGAUGAACAACUCAGCAGGCAGUAAAGUUGUGGUAAAAUCUCCCAAGUUGAGAAAAUCCCCAAAAAAAGCUAAAGAAGUUUGCCAGAUGUACUUCAUGCAGCUACGCUCUGGCCUUAUCAUAGAAAAGACGACAGCCUGUUACCUUAGGAAAGAAAACACCAAAAGGCAUUCACCAAAAACAGCUGGAAAAUACAAAGAGCAACAUCUGGUAUUCGCUGCCUAUCAUCAACAGCUGGAACACCUUGAAAAGUCUGCAGAGGGCUUUGCCUUUGAUAUACCUAUGGUCCAGAAAUGUCCUAUAGCAACUGAUGUUCCAAGUAUCCAAGAAUAUUCUGCUUCCUUGAGCACAUACAACGAUCAGUUCAUUACCUUUGUUUUUGAGGAUGGAAGUUAUGAGAUCUAUGUUGAAGAUUUGCAAAAAGACCAAAAGAAAGACAAGGUGUUAUUCCGUUACUAUGAUUCCCAAUACCCCUCAAGUAAAACAGAUGAUGGUGUUGAUGGUCACACAUUAAUGGUGAACCUGAGUCCUACAAAAGACAAAGACUUCUUGCUGCAUGCCAACAACAAGGAAUGCUCUGUGGAGCUACAAAAAUGUGAAAACCCAUGGCCAGAGCAGGCCUUUUUUCUCCUUCAUAAGAAGUCCUCCAAACGUGUUUCAUUUGAAUGUAAGAGCAACCCUGGAAUGUUUCUUGGAGUAAAAGAUAACCACCUUGCUCUAAUUAAAGUAGGGGACCAAACUGAGGAAUCAGGUACAGAGAAUAUCAUAUUUAAGCUCUCUUAAACUUAAUGUGAUAGAAAGCUAUGGAUCUGGGGUUGGGUAGUCCAAAUAGCUACCAUUGGAGAAGGGAUGAAAGAUAAGAGACAAAAACAUUUAAAGGAAAUGGAGAUGCUUAGUAUGCUGUGGAAUGUUUUCCUUAUUAUGUGUAAUUAUUUUUUUUGUAAUCCUUAAGUCAUUUUUUGCUUUUCCUCUAUAUCACUACAUAGGCAAUAUAAGUAUUGGAAAUUAAAUAGGGUAUUGGUAAAGAGACCUGCUAACAUUCUGAAAAGAUACAGCCUGACCUUUACUUUUUUUCUUUCAGUCCAGAAAAAACUUCAUAUUUAGAGCUGAGACCUCUGGGGAAGAAACAAGGGCCUUAGCCUAAGUCUCACUUUAGACAGAGAUUCAUUUUAGAGAGCUACAUAAAGCAUAACUUUUCUAGAUUCCAAACAAUAAUUUCAAAAACUAGCAUUGCUAGUAAAACGUUAGUAAGAUACUACACAGUUUGACUAUUUCAUAAGUGGAAUAGACCCCAAGUCUAUUUGCAGAUGCCCAAAAGUUCAGAUGCCUAUGUGGCUUGGCAGGUAAUAAAAACAUGUGAAAAGGCAAUGAUAAUAAAAAAGUUAAGAAAGAUAAAUCCAAUGUUUGUAAAUUGAAUACUUUUACCUCUAAUUAUUUCAUUUUUGUAGACUGAGUUAACUUUAAGCAAGGCAUUCUUAUAUUAGGAAGAAAAGUUAAUUUUUGUUCAGACAUAAUUGAAAUCAUUAGGAAAAUCUAAUAAACUAAAACAUAUUUUUAAAAAGCAUUGAUCCACAACAUAUGUUAGGGCAUCCCAGUACUAUUGGAUUCAAGUACCAUGGUGGGGCCAGAAGUCCUCUGACCUACUAAAACUUAAAUGGGACAUAGGAUUGAUUAACAUCAUACUUUCAGUAACUGACUAUCCCUCAAAUUUGCAGCAUACCAUGUCCUUCUGACCCUGGCUUCCAAAGAUCUAUGACCUUUAUUCUGCUUCACCAACCUUAUGUUAAAUAACUUUACAAAAAAUUAUUAAUAGAAAUAUUUUUUAUUAACUAUCUUUGCAUUUUACUGUUAACUAAGACAAUAAAAUUUAUACUAAACUAAAUAAUAACAUUUUUUGAAAACUAAAGGAAAAGUUUUUGCUUUUUUUAAAGCCUUGGCAAUUUUUACUACAAUUUUUCAUAGGCUUAAUAUUGACAAUAAACAAUAAACAUAGUAACAGGAUUCUUAUGAAAUAUGACUUUUUUCUGAAAGUAUACGUUUUUCAAUUUCUAAUUUGUUAAGAUCUGUUGUGUAUGAUUUGCUGGUGGAACACAAAAUAAAAGAGGCUGAGAAUUACUGUACAAAGGCAAACAACUGUAGAACAAUGUAUCUUUGUUUUAUUAUUUUGUUAAUAAUUUUAUAUAGAGGCAUAAAAAUAAUAACAGCAGAAUCUAUAUCAUCCCCUCAGAAAAACACUUAAAUGUUGACCAUGUGUGUCUGUAUAAUAUGUUUAAAAUGAUUAUUAUUAAGUAACCAAAUAAAUCUAUUACAUUUUUAAUAUCCUUGAAUAAACUAUAUUUUUCAAAAGGA
Manis javanica (Malayan pangolin) is the source of this 2675-nucleotide messenger RNA. It is a transcript of the gene IL33, whose product is annotated as interleukin 33. Lineage: Eukaryota; Metazoa; Chordata; Mammalia; Pholidota; Manidae. Gene Ontology annotation, biological process: positive regulation of inflammatory response; positive regulation of cytokine production. Gene Ontology annotation, molecular function: cytokine activity. The record is from RefSeq and is a predicted model, not a curated record.